Molecule: messenger RNA, 1681 nt
Organism: Penaeus indicus
Lineage: Eukaryota; Metazoa; Arthropoda; Malacostraca; Decapoda; Penaeidae
Product: high mobility group protein 20A-like
Exons: 8
Coding region: 31-882 (283 amino acids)
Biological process (GO): regulation of gene expression
Cellular component (GO): nucleus
Source: RefSeq, a predicted model, not a curated record
UGUUCCUCCAUCCGCUCGCCAAGAACUUGCAUGAUGACAACAGGUGGUGCAGGAGCAAGCAAUGACAAUUCGCCGAAGAAAAAAGGCUGGCCAAAGGGGCGCAAGCGCAGACUCCUUCCCAAGGAUUCCAAUGCUCCAAAAGGACCUUUGUCAGGUUAUAUGCUGUUCAUGGGUGACCAGCGAGAGAUUAUAAGGCAGACAAACCCAGGGUUGGCUUUUCAUGAGAUAACAAAAUUGGUUGCUCAGCGCUGGGCCCAGUUGGAUGCAGAGUCAAAAACAAAGUAUUUGGAAGCUGCAGAGGCUGAUAAAGAAAGAUACCAGAAGGAACUGGAGGAGUAUCAAAAAACUGAUGCCUACAAGAACUUCAUUAUGAAACAGAACAAGGAGGAGACUCCAACGCCCCCUAAGAAACCGAGGAAGGAGGUGGUGGAAGAGAGGAAGGAAGAAGAAGAGGAAGAACCAAUGAACUCCCAGUCUGCUUUGGAGAUACCAAUCUUUACAGAAGAGUUCCUUAACCAUAAUAAAGCAAGAGAAGCGGAAUUACGCCAGCUUCGUAAAUCAAACACAGAUUACGAAGAACAGAAUGCUAUCCUGCAGAAGCAUAUUGAGAGCAUGAAAUCUACAGUAGAGAAACUUGAGAAUGAGACCAGCCAACAACGCAGUAACAAUGCUGCACUUCAGCAGCAUAUAGAGACCCUCAGACAAACCCUCACCAAAGCGUUCAAAGCACUUCCACUACCUGGAACUCAAGAAGUACCUACAGAGGACAGCAUUGACAGUUACAUGGUCCAGCUUCAUUCUCUGAUCGUUAACAACCCACAACAAUACCAGAGUCUAAUACAAACAGUUCGGGGCAUUGUCAGUCAGCUUGCCCUUACCUGAUAAAAAUGUCUAUUUUUAUUGCACCCUGAGUGAUACUGAUAUCAUCAACAUUCUUCAUAUGAUGUAAUAUGAAUUACUGUGCAUGAUAUUACACAAUAGAUUUUAAUAACCUCGUACCUGACUAUAUUGCUUUAAAUGGACAAUGCUUAAAAAAAAAAAGGAAAAAAAAUUGAUGUUGCAAUAAGUCCAGUCAUUGAGAUUAUGUGUUGCUCUUCAGCAGAAGUCACAGUCAAAGCAAGAUGUACCAGUAUUUCAGCACUGUAAGGAAAGAGCAUUGUUAAGUCUUCAGUUUGAUUUUUUUUUCUAUUGAUGAAAAAGAACAGAUGAGGGAAAGACACGUGAUUACGUAAAAAAAAAGGAUUCAAUUCUAUAUUUAUUCAGAUCAUGCCUGUUAUACCAACCUAAUUUUCAUAUAGAGUUUGUGAUUUGUCUUUCUUACAUAUUUUUCUAGUUCAUACUGUGGAUCUGUUUAAUUUGUACAUGCACCGAGGAAUUUGGUCAUGAAAAAAAUUGAUUUGUAAUCUUGAAGGUUUCCUAUUACUGUCUUUUAACAACCAAGCAAAACAAAUACUAUUUUCUGUUCCUUAAUUUUGCAUUCAAAGCAGAUAUUAGUAGGUCAUAUAUGCAGUACAGUUCAGAAAUGCUAUAUGCUUUUGCUUUCUGUUUUGGCAAACCACUAUUCAUAACAUAUCCCAAAUGAAUUAUCAUUUCCAUAUACCUUCCAAAAAUUGCAAGGUGUAGAUAGGCACUGUUAUCUCAUACACUGUUCAAAUGAAGAAUAAAACUGAUCAUAAAGAAA